AUGCGCAUCCCCUACGUGCCCAACCCACCCGAGCCGUCCUCCGCCGAGGAGGCAGCCAUCGUCUCGCGCAUCCAAGCGCGGCGGGCGCCCCGGCCGCUGCAGCCGCUGGACCUGGCGCUGCUGCACGCGCCGGCGGUGGCGGACGGGUGGAACUCGUUUCUGGGGGCGGUGCGGACGCGCACGGGGCUGGCGGCGGACCUGCGCGAGAUCGCCAUCUCGCGCGUCGCCGUGGUCAACCGCGCCUGGUACGAGUGGGCGCACCACGCGCCGCUGGCCGAGCAGGGCGGCGUGAGCAAGCUGGGCAUGGAGGCGGUCCGGCGCGAGGAGGAGCUUAGGCUCGAGGACCCCGUCCCGGAGGGCCUGACGGCCCAGCAGUGGGCCGUGGUUUGCUAUGCCGAGGAGAUGACGCGGAAUGUGCAGGUGCGGGACGAGACGUUUGCGAAACUACGGGAGAUGUUUGGGGAGAAGGAAAUCGUGGAGAUCACGGCGACGGUUGCUUGCUACAAUUGCGUAAGCCGCUUCUUGGUGGCUUUGGAUGAUUCAGCAUUAGAAAUACAGAUCGGCCUCAUGGCCAGUUCGACCCAAGACCGCCCGGCGCCGAACGCCGCUUAG
Messenger RNA from Chaetomium globosum CBS 148.51, 612 nucleotides. RefSeq lists its product as uncharacterized. Bases 1 to 612 code for a protein of 203 amino acids. Gene Ontology annotation, molecular function: peroxiredoxin activity. Lineage: Eukaryota; Fungi; Ascomycota; Sordariomycetes; Sordariales; Chaetomiaceae. The transcript is spliced from 3 exons. The record is from RefSeq and is a predicted model, not a curated record.